This is a messenger RNA of Haliotis rubra (blacklip abalone), 1944 nucleotides long. Its product is annotated as isocitrate dehydrogenase [NAD] subunit beta, mitochondrial-like. NCBI's taxonomy places the organism in Eukaryota, Metazoa, Mollusca, Gastropoda, Lepetellida, Haliotidae. Gene Ontology annotation, molecular function: oxidoreductase activity, acting on the CH-OH group of donors, NAD or NADP as acceptor; magnesium ion binding; NAD binding. Gene Ontology annotation, biological process: isocitrate metabolic process; tricarboxylic acid cycle. Gene Ontology annotation, cellular component: mitochondrion. The record is from RefSeq and is a predicted model, not a curated record.
AAAUCCCCUUAUGACGUCACAGAUACAAUCAUGGCUACCACGAGGUUAUCCACGACUUUGAACAUCGGAAAGACAUUGGUCUCAAGUUUGCGGGCUCUGAGCAAUAAUAUCCCGGAGCCAGUAUCGAAGCCAGCUGGUCGCCAUGUUGUGACAAUGGUGCCCGGAGACGGCCUCGGCCCAGAGAUGAUGGGCGGCGUCUUGGACGUGUUUCAGGCUGCUGGUGUUCCGGUGGACUUUGAGGAGAUCUUCCUCAGUGAAGUUCAACCCGGGCAGAGUGCCAGUCUCUCGACAGCCAUUGAGUCGUUUGUAAGGAACGGCGUCGGGCUGAAGGGCAUCAUCACAACACCUAGCAGCUUCAAGGGCGGAGUACUGCGUACACUCAACAUGAGGCUAAGACGAGAGUUGGAUCUGUUUGCCAAUGUGGUGUGGGUGAGGAGCUUGCCGGGCUACAAGACCCGCCACAACAACCUGGAUUUUGUCAUCAUAAGUGAACAGACAGAGGGGGGUUACAGUGCGCUGGAGCAUGAGAGUGUCGAAGGAGUGAUCGAGUGUCUCAAGAUCAUCACCAGAGAAAAAUCCAUGAGAAUCGCCAAGUUUGCUUUUGACUACGCCCUCCGUCACAACAGGGAGAAGGUCACAGCAGUUCACAAAGCCAACAUCAUGAAGCUUGGUGACGGCCUGUUCCUCAAGUGUUGUGAGGAGGUUGCAGCUCUCUACCCCAAGAUACAGUUUGAAACAAUGAUCAUUGACAACUGCUGCAUGCAGAUGGUGUCAAACCCCCACCAGUUUGACGUGAUGGUCAUGCCCAACCUGUACGGCAACAUCCUCGACAACCUGGCAGCAGGGUUGGUUGGUGGUGCAGGGGUUGUACCCGGCGAGAGUUACAGCAAGGAUGUUGCCAUCUUUGAGCAGGGUCAUCGCCAUGCUUUUGCGGAGGCUGUGGGUAAGAACAUCGCCAACCCAACAGGGGUCCUACUGAGCGCCUGUAACAUGCUCAAACACAUCCACCUGGAGUACCACUCAAAGCUCAUCGAGGAGGCUGUCACCCGUGUCAUCAAGAGUGGGAAGAUCCGCACGAAGGACAUGGGUGGUUAUGGAUCAACCAGCGAAUUCAUCAGCGCCGUCGUCCACAGUCUGUAGAGUCUCCACAAAGCUCUUAUUGUUUGUUAUUUAUUGUAUUUGUCAAAUAAACAUAAAUGUCACGUUUGUCAACAUUUAAAUGCCUAGUGUAUGACAGCAACUUGAAAGAAAAUUGUAGGAAUUGUAAUGAUGUUAAGAUUUUAUGUGUACAUCUGAAGUUAGUCAUAAUGAAAUCCUGUUGGCUGUGAAAAUGUGUUACUCUGUCACUACCUGCAGCUUGUGAAGAAACAGGCUGAUGCUUGGGCCAAAGAUUUCGUAGCAAGCUGGUGAGAAAAAACAAAUAAUCUAAACUGUUCAUUUCAGAAUGAUGUACUCAUGUGCAAUAUCUUAUUUUUGUGAGUUGAAAUUUGUUCCAUAUCGGGUUUUUUCUGUUUCGGUAAAUGAAACGAAGAUGAGCACUGAUGAAUCUCAUUUUGAUAUUUCAAUAUUUUGUUUUGAAUGUUUUAGAGAUUACAGAUUUCUGUAGUUCAGAUGUCACAUUGAACACACAUGCAUGGAUAAGUUUAAGAGUCGCAGUGUGUGUAGUCAGACAUUGUGUAGCUGGAAUACAGAAGAAAAGCUGUCUACACAAAACUGAUUCUCAUAUUUCAAGCAUAUAUUUCAGCAGAAUGAUAGAUUUUCUUAAAAAGUUCAAAAGUUGAGCGGUAUCUAUUCAAAUAAUGUUAAGAACUGUUCCUGAUACUAUCCCAUAAGAGCCCUGCCAUUAAGUUCAGUUCAUUCACAUGUAACAUUAUAAUUAUUUGAAGUAAAUGCAUUUUUAGAUGCACUUUCAAACAGGUUACAAAUGUUCCAGUAGUGGUUUCC